AUCCAUUGCAAAGGUCAAACGUGUUUAGAAGAAAUUUUCAGAGUUUCUCUGUGAAUCUUGGGUGUUUUGAAAUUAACCUGUGACAUGAUUUGGUUAGUGCUGAUUGUGGCCAUUGUGGCUUUGACGACCUUCUGGAUGUGGAAGAAAGCAGCAAAGAAGCGAAAGUUCUUCGAAGACAAGGGAAUUAAGGUCAAUAAGCCGAGAUUCUUCCUCAUGACAAUGUACAAACUCCUGACGAAGCAGAUGGGAAUUGUGGAUAUGAUCCAAGGCCUUUAUAAUGAAGUCUCAGGAGGUGAAAAAGUUGUUGGUUUCUACGAUGGAAACACCCCAAUUUUAAUGCUGAAAGAUCCCGACGUUAUCAAACGUUUAGCUGUGAAAGAAUUCGAACACUUUCAAGACCGCAGAGACUUUAUCAACGAAGAAAUGGAUCCACUUUUCGGCAAUUCUCUCUUUGUCUUGAAGGAGCAGAAAUGGAGAGAUAUGAGAGCGACUUUGAGUCCUGCUUUCACAGGCAGCAAAAUGCGUUUGAUGUGUGAUUUUAUUGUGGAAAUUGGAGAGCAAAUGGCAGAAUUCAUUCAUAGAGAAGCUCAAGAAAAAGGCCCUCAAGUUUACGAGAUGAAAGAACUUUUAUCUAGAGUAGCUCACGAUGUGAUUGCAAGCUGUGCUUUUGGUAUAAAAGUUGACUCCUUAACUAACAAGACCAAUGAAGUCUAUUUGGCUGGGAAGAUUCUCUCAAACUUCGAUGGAACUGAAAAAAUGCUGAAGCUCAUACUUUAUCGCUUCUUUCCUUAUCUCAUGAAGGUGUUGAAUAUAAGUGUAACGCCUCAGAAAGAAUCGAAAUUCUUCAGAAGUCUCGUCACAGACUCAAUGAAGGUUCGUGAGCAACAACACAUUAUUCGUCCUGAUAUGAUUCAUCUCCUGAUGGAAGCUAACAAAGGCAAGCUGAAUCAUCAGCAAAAUGAAGUAGAUUCAGCAGGAUUUGCCACUGUUGAUGAAUCUAGUGUUGGAUGGAGGAAAUCUGGAAGGAUUUGGUCAGAAACCGAAAUUGUGGCGCAAUGUUUCCUCUUCCUUCUCGCAGGAUUCGAAUCUGUGUCGUCAGCUAUGAGCUUUGCGGCUCAUGAAAUAUGUGUGAAUCCUGAUGUACAGAAGAAGUUGUACGAAGAGAUCAAAUCAGUAGAUGAUGAACUCAAUGGAAAGCGUGUCACUUACGAUAUUCUUCAGAAGAUGAAGUACUUGGACAUGGUAGUGUCAGAAACCCUGCGAAUGUAUCCACCGGCAACGAUAGUGGACAGAGAGUGCAAUAAGGAUAUCACCCUGGAAUUGUAUGACAAUUUUAAUUUCGACUUUAAGAAGAAAUAUGCCGUUUGGAUUCCUAUUUAUGCCUUUCAUUGGGACGCAAAAUACUUCCCUGAUCCUGCCAAAUUCGAUCCAGAACGAUUUAGCGAUGAGAACAAAUCAACAAUCGAUCCAAGCACUUAUAUGCCUUUUGGAAUCGGGCCGAGAAAUUGCGUAGGCUCCAGAUUCGCUCUCAUGGAACUCAAGUCCAUAAUCUACUAUUUGGUACUGAAUUUUUCACUUGAAGUUACUGAAAAAACUCAAAUUCCACUGAAAUUGGCAUCUUCUUUUGGAGCACUCCAAUCUGAGCGUGGAAUUCAUGUUAAACUCUGCCCAAGGAAAUGAUUUGUAUAAAUUAAAUUUAAUACUAUUUCAUUGUGAAUUGCGGAAAAUACAAAAUAAACAAUGAUAAAGUGAUAACAAAUAGACACCGAUAAAGACACAGACUCGCAAGAAAUUGCAGAAACCAAUCAGGAAAAUCAUUAUGAAACCUUUAAUAGAACGAUGGAGAUUGGUCACUAUAUACCUACGCAUUUGCGAUCUUAU
This is a messenger RNA of Phlebotomus argentipes, 1881 nucleotides long. RefSeq names its product probable cytochrome P450 9f2. Lineage: Eukaryota; Metazoa; Arthropoda; Insecta; Diptera; Psychodidae. The transcript has 3 exons. The record is from RefSeq and is a predicted model, not a curated record. The coding region runs from base 85 to 1680 and encodes 531 amino acids. Gene Ontology annotation, molecular function: oxidoreductase activity, acting on paired donors, with incorporation or reduction of molecular oxygen; monooxygenase activity; heme binding.